CCGUGUUGGCCCGAGCUUCGGCAGAACGCCCGCGCCUCGGGUCACCGUGGCUGGCUCCGGGGGACAGCCGGCCGCGCCAUGGCGGCCGAAUCCGCCGACGGCGGCGCCGCCGCCCGGGAGGCAGUCGAGGCCGCGCUGGCGGCGCUGUCCCGGGGCCAGUGCGCCGUCGUGGCGGACCCGGGCAGGCUGGACGGGCCGGCCGGCUGCAGCCUGGCCCUGGCGGCGGCGUGCGCCACGACGGAGCGCCUGGCGUUCAUGAUCCGGCACUCCACGGGGCUCAUCCCGGAGAAGAAAAUCUGCACGCACACCUGCAAGUCGGGGCUGUAUCCAUGA
Molecule: messenger RNA, 333 nt
Organism: Prorocentrum cordatum
Lineage: Eukaryota; Dinophyceae; Prorocentrales; Prorocentraceae
Source: the annotation of a GenBank genome assembly